UAGAACUGUCUCAGAGGUAGUAGUUGUAAGAGUAGGAGGACGAAGAUCGAGGGGCAAAGGAGGUAGCUGAAGAGGAGUAGGAUAAAAUGAAGUUGGAAGAGGACAAGAAGAAGCAGGAGAAAGAGGUUGGGGAGGGGGAGGAGGAGGAGGACGGGGCACUCGAGAGAAAGAAAGGGAGAGAGGAAACAAUCAUUCCGAACAGGAUGGAGUUCUUGCUGCGGCGCCCAGUUAACGUGCAGGCCAUCAAAUUUACUCUUCUUUCUGAUGGUUAUGGGUAUGGGAGUGUCAAGUGGACGCCUGUUUUCUUCUUGUCUAUGUGGGAGUCCAUGAGACGAGGUGAGACACCCACUAUGGAGAAGCUCCGAGAUCAAUGGCCGAGCGUUCUUGACUGUUUUUUGGACAAGCUGACUUUAUCAACUUUCCGAAAGCGCUAUUUGCCAAGGGGUAGAAAGAUAAUUAAUACUGUUACAGUUCAACCGGCAAGUGUAAAGUAUUGUGAUGACAGUGUUGCAGAGUGGGACAUCUCUGUUUUGCAGUGGGUUAAGGAAUGGGCAGGGAUCUGCAUGUUCUCUUUGGGAAAAAUAUUGACAUUGCAUGCAGCUCGGCUUGUACAUGUAAAGUGUAUUCGAUUUUUGCGUAUGCAGACGAUAUUUCAAGAGCAUUUUCUGGUUCAGCUUUGCGAUUUUCUUAAGGAGACAACCUGUCAAGUUAAGUUGAUUGAGUUCAGCGAGUGCGACUUCCGUGACUCGCCGCGUGCCGGUUGUUUGCUUGGGGACAUGUUAGCAAACAACCAUUCCCUCAAGCAUUUCCUGUUUGUUUUCUGUGAAAUGGACUCUGACGGAAAGUCCGAGUUAGUUGGUGGCAUGACAAAGAGCAAGAGCUUGCAAGAAUGUGAGCUGUUGGGGACUACACUGCGAUUGCCGGCAUUAACGUCACUUGUUGAUGGCCUGGCAUUCUUGUCAGCAAUAAAAGGCAUGGAAGAGACAGCAGAUUACACGAACGGUGUGCCUUCGCUUCAGAAUCCAUGUCAAACUGGGGAGCUAGGGAUUCAUCAAAUGGAGGUGACCGAGGGAAAGAUGAUGGCGUUUCGCUCGGACGUGAAUGCUGUGCAGGAUAAGCUCCGUCAUGGCCACCUUGGACUCCAAAAACUCACUCUCAGUCUGCCUCCCAGCAUGACCAUGUAUCACCACUCGUUUGACAAAGAAGCGAGAAAAGUGCUUGCAACACUUGUCAGGUUGUUGAGGAAAAAUGACAGUCUGAAGGAGCUGCACAUCAAAAGCCCCUUGUGCACUGAUGAGAUCAUAACGAUUCUGGAAGGUCUCAAGGAAAACACGUUCUUGGAACAUUUCGACUGCCUGGACCAACACAGGUCGUUAUCCCUGUCACAGAGAGCGCGUUUAGUGUCUAUCCUUGACCAUAAUGUGACUCUGAGAUCUCUGGGCGCAUUUGCCAGAGGAGAUGCGGUAAUUGCCCGGAAGUUACGGCGGAACUUUUGGGAGCAAAGUGUACUGAAAGUUACUGGAUCUGUGGAGUACACAUGUGGCAGGCACAUGCGAUGCUUCUUGGCAGGCGACCCCCAUGCGGGCAAGACAACACUGAAGAAUUCCAUCGGUAAGAGCAAAUUUGAGUCCAUCGUCGAAAAGGCCUCUAGAUGGAUGGUUGGCCCACAGGAGGGCGUCGGUGACGGUGGCAAUUCGCGAACAAGAGGAAUCGAAAUGACCCAUGUCGCCCAGAAGCGGAGGAGAGAGGAGACCAGCAUAAUUCUCUGGGACCUUGGUGGCCAGGAAGAGUAUCAUGGCAUACACGAUCUCUUUAUGCCCACGGUUGGUAAGAACAUGGCUGUCCCUCCUUUUUUUGUCUUAGUAUGUAAUCCUGUGGAGGAGGCACUAUCGUCAAGCCCAGUGCAAUGGAAAUCGCUCCAGGACAUGAGGAUGCGACUGAACUACUGGCUGAGAUUCAUCGCUGCAAACUCUGGCCCCGUGCGAAAACCACCUGUGGUUUUGAUCUUCAAUCCUCAUUACCCAUUGCCCUCUUCUGGUGGUUUCACUAGCCAGGCAAAGGCACUAUGGGAAUGGGCGUCGUUAAAAUUUCAGAGCGUCCUGGACAUUCAAGACAAGUUUUUCAUCAUCGAUGCACGCUCGAGGAAGGAUGCAAAAUCCGUCAAGGAUUUCCUUUUCACCCGAGCAAAUGCAAUUCUGAAGGAGUGCAAAGUGUUGCAGGUUAUGGACAGCGUUUUGUCUAAUAUCGUUGCAUUGGCAAAAGAAACACCUCUCGUCUCUUGGGAUCAGUUUGACGGCCUGUGUCGCUCCGUGGCUUUUCCGGAUCGACUGAGAGACGACCAGCUUGGGCGAAUUGGGAAGGUCUGUGAAUCUGAUCUGUCACGGAUUACGAGCAGUUAUCUGAAAAACUUACCACAGGUUGUGGCUCAGUAUCUUCACGACAUUGGGGAUGCCAUCUGGUUUGAACCCAUGCCGUUUGUGGUUGUGAAGCCGCAGUGGUUUUGCAGUCAGGUUGUCGGGGAGCUCAUUCCAUCAGCGUUCCAUGAGUCUCGAGUUUCUAGUGGGAUAGCGAGCCUCAAGCUCUUGGAAUCCAUCCUUUCUGGAACUGUACCAUGUGGAAAUAGUUUUGUCAGUGUUCAAGACUUAGUGGAUCUGAUAGUGAAGAUGGAGCUCGGUUACAAAGUCCUUCACAAUGGUGAGAUGAGCAUGAUGAUUCCUUCAUGUCUUCCCGAUCGACGAAAUGCGGAAGGGAUCAAAUGGCAUAUCGAGCAAGAGGACAGCGCUGGAGAAAAUGGUUAUUUCGGGUUUCGGAUCGAGUGCAAAGACAAGGAGAGAACAAUGCUGACUGCUGGGUUCUUUCAUCAUUUGCAGGUCAGAUUGCAUGAGAAACUCAAAGAUUGUGCCGAGUACACGAUAGAGAAAGACUUGACUCACAUCACUCUAAAAGGAUCAUCAUCAUCAGGAAUGGAGAUCUUUGUGGAAUUUUCAGGGAUGGACGAUGACUGGAUCGACGUGAUGGCAAGCAGCCCGUCUAGCAAACGAGACCCCGCAAGAGCGUGGGUGGAGGCUAACAUCCUCGAAGAAGUGCACAGACUUUGUGAUGAUGAGCCAGUCGGCUUACCUGGUGUCGAGCUGGUGAUGAAAGUCAUCCGUUCGGAUUGCGUGGAGAAGUUGGUUGCGCGUCAAUAUCGUACCGACUCUCAGGUGGUUGAGGAAGCUAAGGUUCUUGAUGCAAUCAAUCUUUGGGGGCUUGACUAUGUCUACAACUGGCCUGCGGUCCGUCAAGGUGGUUACUGCCAAGCGCUACCUGAAGCGGAGUGUCGGGGACUGGACCUGAUCCGGCCAUCGGUAAUUAAGGAAACCCUGUUUCGUCACGGAUGGGAACUUCGUCGCUUGGCGAAGGACUUGGAGCUAGAGCACGUUCUUGCAACGGACGACCGGUUGGAAGAUCAGCUUGCGGAUCUUGAUUCGAGCAUGUGUCACCCUGUGACAUACAGAGCUGCUUCGCCGCAGCACGAGGAUGACGAGAUUGCUGAGGAUGCGGAUCGCCCGAUCGCCGCGACUUCUAGGCGGCCAUUGUGGAGCACUUAUGAUUUCCUGACGACCAGGCCGUUUGAGAACGACGACCGAGCUCAGUCUCAGUCGAGUCUUCAGAGAAUGGAUGGGACGAUGACAGACGUGGAGAGUGAACUGAGAUCCCUUCUGCAGGCUCAGAAAAGAAUAUAUCCCAAGAUAUGUGAAAAGGUGUUCACAGUUUUGCACCCGGCGGCAGCAGGAGUCGAGAAACAGAACGUGCGGCAACUGCCACGUCUCCUCUAUUUCACGGAACGGGAAGGGAACACGGGGAAAAUUGCAUCCUGGUUCGGACAUCCAGUCGGAGUUCGUCUGCUCCGACUUCAUCUGAUGUGCGAGUCGAGGAGUCAAUGCCAUGUCGUUGGAGGGCAGCCGGGGAUGGAGGUAUGGGUCCCCGAGAAGGAGAGACAGGCACUAUGGGUGCUGCUGAGACCGACGGUACUGCUGAUGACUAUCUUCUUGAUAACCGGGUGCGGAUCGUUGGCAAGCCUACACCUCCUCUCCCAGGAGAUUACAUCUCUCAGCCGCGAUUGGUCGUCACUGAUCGCCACACAAGGUGCCCAGGCUGCAGGUACAGCUGCAGCCGCCGCGCUAGAAGCUGAGCGGGCCGUGGAAGACUUCAAGGUUCGACUUUACAGUCGUGGAAUGAAGGCAACGUUCGAGGACGCACCAGGAGACGAGGAAUUGAAGAUGAAGGAGGCGGUUUUGUGGCUGGAGAAAAUCUUUGCAGGUGGGGCAAGGAUGAUCGGACGAAAAUUUCAUUUAUCAGUCGUCCGCUAUCGGGACACAGGCGCAGUUGCGUGGAUUUGUGAUGGGUGUCUCGCAGCAGCUCACAACGGAGUGGAGCUGGUAAUGUAAACCCUUCUUCUGUAUAAUACUGUGUACAGUUACUGCUUGUGUAUUUCCAAUCCAAGAAUCGAACACACAACCAACGGCUUGCCAUGCAGAUACCUAACCAAUAGGUUAAGUGGGAUCGUCAGGGGCAGGUAUGUGAAUUCUCUCUUGCUCAAAUUGUUGCCUUCUUUGAGAGAAUCAUGGAGCAACCCCUCCUUUGAUCUUUUGCAGGACAACUUCUUCUUCUUCUUCUUCUUCUUCUUCUUCUUUCUUUCCUUUCCUCUUUUUCCCUUUUCAAAGAAGGGCGACGACCUUGAAAUAUCAUCAUUCGAACUGAGCGGCCGUAGGUAAUUCAGAAUGACAGAGCUUCUUCUUCUUCUUUUUGUAGAAUAGUUUGCAGACUUUGUUCUUCUCCACUCUGCCUAGUUUCCUUCUUGCUUUCCAUGCGGACUGCUCUUCGUCACACAGACGAAUGGUCGGCAGACUCGGCACAAAGAAUGCGCAUCACGGAAGACUGUGCCUGGCUCUUAACACUGAGAGUGUUUUUUUUUCAAUUCACAGAAUGCUUGAAGCAGAGUGUAGGGGUGUCACUCACCGGGGAGGACGGCAGUAGUCUGGCAGCCCAAGUCUUUUUGGGCUCAGCACAGUCAUGGAUUGACUACCCACUUGUUAGUUAGGGAAAGGCCCCACAUGUCUAUGUCUAUGUAUCUAUGCCCCUAUGCCUACGUCUAUCUCGAUGUCUAUCUUGCGGUAUCCAGUAGCAGAUUUUCAACAUCACGUUGAAAUCAGCUAAAGCAUAGAGUUUUUUUUUGAAGUUUUUUUUUUUUUUCUUCUUCUUCUUUUUUUUUUUUUUUGCUGAAGCUCUAUUUCAUUUUGUUUGUACUCGAUGUUAAAUAGUAAAUACCCAACAAGAAG
Messenger RNA from Chara braunii, 5321 nucleotides. NCBI's taxonomy places the organism in Eukaryota, Viridiplantae, Streptophyta, Charophyceae, Charales, Characeae. The record is from the annotation of a GenBank genome assembly.